Arabidopsis arenosa is the source of this 3141-nucleotide messenger RNA. The record is from the annotation of a GenBank genome assembly. Lineage: Eukaryota; Viridiplantae; Streptophyta; Magnoliopsida; Brassicales; Brassicaceae.
CUCAAUCAAAUCUUCUCUUCUCUGCGGUCGUCUAAGUCGCCUUGUCUCCAGAUAGAACAAAAGAUUGGAUAUUUCAGACACAAUCGAUCACCAAAUAAACUAUUCGCCGCUCUGUUCUCAAUCAGCCGUAAAAAAUGGCAGCUGAUCAGAGGAGAAAGCGGAUGAACAGUGCCAAUGUAAUUGGUUUCAGUUCUCGGGAGCAUUACAGAGCAAAAAGGAAAAAGAUUGGUUCACCAGAUGGUGCUUUGCGUUCUGGUGAUCACAUCAGUCUUGAAUGGGACCGCAACCGAAGUAAAGUAGUCUCUAAGAGGGAACAAGUUGGCCUUAGUUGGAGGCAUCUUCGUGAAUUUGUCGAUGUUGUUCCUCCUAGGCGGAAUGUCUUGGCACAAGUAUGCCCUGUCCCGCAUGAAACCUUCCAGUUGGAAAAUCUGUCGGAGGUGCUUUCUAAUGAGGUUUGGCGUUCUUGUCUAUCUGAUGGUGAAAGAAAUUAUCUGCGGCAAUUUCUCCCUGAGGGAGUUGAUGUGGAGCAAGUUGUACAAGCAUUGCUUGAUGGGGAGAAUUUUCAUUUUGGAAAUCCUUCUCUUGAUUGGGGAACAGCUGUCUGCUCCAGCGAAGCUCAUCCAGAUCAAAUCGUUUCUCGGGAGGAACGCCUGAGGGCUGAUAAAAGGAGAUACUACUCGGAUUUAGAGAAAUACCAUCACGAUAUUAUAGAUUAUUUGCAGACAUUGAAGGAGAAAUGGGAAAGCUGCAAAGAUCCAGAGAAGGAUAUUGUCAAAAUGAUGUGGGGGAGAUCAAGAGGGGGCAAUGCACAAGUAAACGGUAGCUGCCAGGAUCUAACAGCUGCCUCGGGGUCGAGUUCCUGGAAUGCAGAUGAUAAACCAGACAGUAGUGAUAAUAAGAUUUCUUCUGUUGUAAGGAGUGGAGAGGUUCAGAGAAGGCCCAAGAGCUCUGGUUUUGAGAAAGAAAAAUCUCAAACUAAUGGUGUAAACGUGGGCGGAAAAGUUAGAAAGAAGGAUGUGUUGCCGAAAGAUAGCAUUCAGCAAACUGAUGGUGCUAAAUACAUGUCCUAUCUUAAGAUAAGCAAGAAGCAGCAUCAAAUUGUCACAAGCAUGAAGCAGUCUGGUAAAAGCAUUCAGUCGAGGGCACUUAAUCGAAUCUUGGGUAACAUCGAUAGUUUAGAUGUUCAGCCAUAUGGAGUGUUCGUGGAAGAAGAACAGAAGAAACUGAACGCUCACUGGCUGCAUCUUGUCAAAGAUCUUCCUGCAGCAUAUGCAAUAUGGAAAAAGCUACAGUUACAGAAACGAGAUAUAAUCAGCUCUAUGGGAAGAGAACUGAAGGACAAACGCAAUCCGUGGAUGGAGGAUAAACAACAACAGUAUGCUGCAGAAAGCCCCCUGCAGAAGCAUGAUGUUCAAUACAAUAAUCGAGAAAGUUUGAAUCCUAAUCAGAGUGGUGAUAUGGCACAAGAUGAUGAAGAUUCUGGAAUUUUCAGUCAAAUUUCUGGCAAAAAUCACUCCCCUGCAAAGGAUUCUUCGUCUUAUGGUGACCAAAUCACAGAUUCAGGUCGCUGCUUGCUAGUUGGCACACACUCCUCACAGGUUUCAUCAUCAGAUUGUGGCAAUAACAUCAAUCAGGAGGAUAGAGAAGAGAAACAAUAUUCGUCUCCUUGUUCUCCCAGCAGGUGUCAUGGCCUGAACCGAACAGAUGUUGAGGUAAAUGAUUAUUCCAGCUCUAUUCAAGGUCAGUCUCUCCCACAGGCUUCAUUUCCUAAUGAGCCCCACGCUUCAAAUCUCGAAGAUGCAGAUCAUAUAGGCAAGCACUGUGCACCAGAACUAGAAAAUGCUUCGUUAGACGAGAGGAUUCCUUUUAUUGCUGCAAGCCAUGGAGAAGGGUCGCAGUUUUGUUCUGGUGGAGAUGUGUGGCAGCCAGUGGGAGGGAUUAGGCAAUCCUACAUUAGCCGUCAAGCUUACACCCCCAGUGGUGGAUUGUCAAUCAUACACCAUGCUGAAGGUGAUGAAGUAGGUAAAAACUGUUUCAUAGACCUGGAAUCGAACAUGCCUGGAGAAGUUGAUAGGAGGAAGAUGUCACAGCGAAAAGCAAACAACAGUUUUGGUUCUAUCCCUAACAACGAUCAAAAUGAACUACUACAGUCUUUGUUUAAUGGCCAUGGCGUGGCAUCUCGCACCACUGAGCAGCUUCAUUCUCUUCUCAAAGUCCCGCUUACCGAGGAGCAUAAACAAAUUAUGGGCAUUGGUUUUCAGCAGGAAGGAAGCAACAAUCUGAUGGUGGGCAAUCAAUUUUCUGGUCAGUUCCAGGAUCAGAUUCCUGUAUCUCAUGCACUGCCCCAGGACCAGCAGAGACAGGUUGACGCUUUUGGCCAAGGAAGCAUGUCAGACAACAUUUACUGCAAUGGACGUGGAUUCUUGAUGCAGCGGCCAGACUGGAACCCCAAUUGUACUCAGGUAGGAGUUACCACACAGCCCCUGUUGAGCACCGGGCCUUUGUUAAAUCAGAAUUGGCAGUUUAGGAGCAUGUGGGCAAACACAAACGGUGUCGGAUGUACAAGCCAAGGCAGUCAAACCGGGACCGAGAGAGAUCCGAGCCUUCUCAGAGUUGCUAAUAACGUGGAGCAGAUAAUGCAUAGGGGAAGUAGUUCAGAUCAAAGCUUAUUCUCUGUUCUCUCCCAAUGCAGUCAAUUGCGCCGUUCCAGAUCUGAUUUCGAGCCAGAAAGUUCGAGUCAUCAAAUGGUUGCAUCUGGUAACUACGGAAUGCUGAUGGGGGGAGGUAUAACUCAGGUAAGCAGCAAUUUGGUUCAGCCUGCGAACCCGCUUGAUUACUUGAGCGGUAGCAACCCUACAACAUCCUUGAUGCCAGACGAUGUAGCGUGGAUGAACCAGAGCCGUCAGAACUCUGGUCUCCAUGACCCACUAGGCAAGCUGUAUCCAAGGUCAUGGAAUCCGUAACCAUGUUUCUGAAGUUUUGUGUUGCAAAAGCAUCUGGUCAUCUUUAAGAUAUACAAAACCCAACAUGGGUUUCUUAGUUUUCAUUUCUGUGCCUGUACAUAGAAAGAUACAGAGGAACUUUGGUUUGUACAUAUUUAGGUUUUGAGAUAUGGAUUAGGAAGAAAGUGAGGAUACUCCA